AAAAUGGCGGGAGCAAACAGGUUCUAGCGGGAAAAACCCAACCACCUCACUUAAAAGCGCGGGAAGCCGAUCCCAAGAGGCACAGAGAAACCAGAGAGAGAGAGAGAGAGAGAGAGAGAGAGCUAUCAGAUAUGGUGGGAGUAGCGCACGACUGCCUGGCCAACCCUCUCGGCGCCGUCCGAUCAACUUUCGAAAAGGCCGUCUCUUCCGGAUCCGACCCGGUCAACUUCGCCGGCCGCGACUGGGGCGCCGUCGACCUCUUCCGCCGCUUUCUCUUCGACGACGGCGGCCUCUCUCAGGUUCCGAUUUUGAAUUCUUCAACUAUUAGAUGGAUUCAGCCCAAUACUCUGGUUCGGUUUCGGGGGAUGGUGCAAGAUAUGCUGGGAAAUGAGCUCUAUGUGGGUGCUUAUAAGGAUGGAUCGGUUUGGAGAACUAACAAGUUUGUGGAUGUGGCUCAAUACCCUAUUGAUUCUUGUUCCGAAACUCGGAUAUGGGAACGCCGUAUGCUCUACUGUGUUCCGGUUCCGGGACUGAAUUCGUGGACUGAACCUCCGGCAGUGGUGUAUAGAAGUAUGGAUUCGACAACCCAACAUGGAGAGAAGCGCCAGAGAUUGGAUGAAUCUACAGAUAACAUGGAUUUUGAUGUCUCAGAUGAGGGAUUUCAAGGUUCUCCAUCCCCCAAAAAACUGAAAGAGGACGGACAUCCUUCCCAGUCUCAGGAGUUGAACGUUGAGGGCACCAGCUCUAGUAUGAGUAUGCUGCCUGAUGUUAACAGGGAUUCACUUCCUUGUCUUGUUAAGAUAUAUGAUUGUCCAGAGUCUGACAUGAAGCUAAAUGAGGUUUUUGAGUUUGUUGGAGUGUUCACUUUUGAUCCAGAGUUUAAAGUGGAAAAUGAUGAUGAUGAGUUUGCAAAUGGUUUUAGUGAAGAUGUCUUGGUUCAGUUGCCCCCCAAUAAGGUGCCACGUCUCCACUGUCUUACUCACAGGAAGCUUGCAGUUCAGGACUUCCUCCCUAGCUCCCCCACAAUGGAGGUAAAGCCCAACUUGGUGAAAGAUAUCAGAAAUGCUCUGUUGAGGCAUCUUACAGCUGUUCUUGGUAAUGAUGGUGUAGCUGCUGAAUUCCUGCUCUUGCAUCUUUUGUCCACGGUGUAUUCUAGAGUUGGCACUGUUGCUGUGGGGAAGCUUUCUCUAAAUCUCAAUUGUUUCAACAAAGAAAGUGUGCCUGUGUUUGGCCCUCGUCUUCUCCUUGCUAUCAAGAAUCUCUUACCUUUCACACACUGUAUAUCUCUAACAGUGGAUUAUCUUAACACUGCUUCUCUUGCGCCAAAAAAAGAUUAUGAGACAAACAGACUGAUUACUGGAGCUCUGCAGCUGGCUGAGGGUUCACACUUGAUCUUUGAUGAGACCCAGUUGGAAGCUGGGACUCUCAACUCUGUUGGGGUUGAAAAUGCAAGAUUGCUUAAAACUCUAAUGGAAAUGCAAAAGGUGGAAUAUGAUUUUCAGUACUAUAAAUUGGACAUGGACGCUGAUGUCCAAUUGCUUGUUCUUUCUGAAGGCAAAUCAAACGUCUUACCAGCUGACAUAGUUUUACCUUUCCAACCCUCUUCAGUGGAUUCCUUUGAAGCCACUGCAGAAGCACUAGAGGCUUGGAGAUGGUACUUGGCUACUGUUAGAUCAUUGCCCCAUUCUAUAGAGCCAGAAAUACAGAAGGUGAUAGAAAAUGACUUGGUUGAAGCAAAGCAAGCAGAUAGGAGUAUAGGCAGCCAAGACUUCAGCAGAUUGCUGACAAUGGGUCGACUGUUGUCUAUGAGUUUCGGCGAAACCAGCCUAUCAUUGGAACAUUGGCAGAUGGUCAAGGAACUGGAGAGGUUAAGAAGAGAGAGGAUCAAGUGAAAGUAAAGUUUAGUUACUGAUUUAUGUUCCUGGUGUAAAUUCUAGCCAAUGUACUGUACUUCAAGUUCAGAGGCUUUUGUAAUCAAAUGAUGUGCCGUUUAAUCUAAUAUGCUGCCUCUCAAUUUUACACCAAAUUUAUGAAUUUAUGAUCAUUCUAUUUGGUUACUGAUUAGUACCUUAUAGAUUCUCUUAGUCUUUCAUCUUAUUGCUGGGAAAAGUGUGAGGUCACAUAGAAAAUGGAAAAUUACUGAGUACAGAGUGAAGAGUAAAAGAACUGGAGAGGUUCAAGUGAGAGUAAAGUUUAGUUACUGCUUUAUGUUACUGGUGUAAUUUCUAGCCAAUGGCUGGCUGUACUUCAAGUUCAGAGGAUU
Molecule: messenger RNA, 2263 nt
Organism: Rosa chinensis
Lineage: Eukaryota; Viridiplantae; Streptophyta; Magnoliopsida; Rosales; Rosaceae
Product: mini-chromosome maintenance complex-binding protein
Exons: 14
Coding region: 132-1892 (586 amino acids)
Biological process (GO): DNA-templated DNA replication
Molecular function (GO): chromatin binding
Source: RefSeq, a predicted model, not a curated record